UUUCUGACUGGAAGAUUUGGAAAAAUGGAUAUUGUUGACGCUAAAUUUGAUUGCGCCGGCGCGAGUUAGUUGCCAUGCCGCGCGAUGUGACGCCGGUAUGAUGAACUACCUCAAUGUCACGUCACCUGACCUGACAUGCCAGCUCGUGACGUCACAGGGGUGCACCAACACCACCGCAGGCCUAAACUGCUCGACCUUCGGAACGACGGUAGACUACUCCUGCGAUCUAACAGGACAAAAUGACACCUACACAUGCACCAGAUGCAACAACUCCGUUUGCGACAUCGAACUCAAAAUUAUGAGCGCGAUCGACGAAGCAUCUAAGUAUUUAUGGUUGAGGAUACCCGAUGUCGACUGCAGUUGGAACGUGCUCGAGUGUAAACCAAACAGGACGUUCUACAUCGACGCUUUCGACGGCGACCCGAAUCGAACGGCGCAGGAGACUUUUCAGUGUAGUUUCAGUUUCGCGAACGAAACGGAUAUAGUGAGUGCGGGGUACGAAUGGAGUUUCUUGUUUGUGAUAUUGUUCAUAGUGGCCGGGGGGGUCGGCAACAUUUUAGUGUGUUUGGCCGUGUGUCUAGAUAAGAGACUUCAGAAUGUGACCAAUUAUUUUCUCCUGUCGCUCGCCAUUGCUGAUCUCUUGGUCAGUCUUUUUGUUAUGCCUAUGGGAGCCAUACCUGGAUUUUUAGGCUACUGGCCGCUGGGUGUGGUGUGGUGUAACGUGUACGUGACGUGCGACGUGCUGGCCUGCUCCGCCAGCAUCAUGCACAUGUGCUUCAUCAGCAUCGGCAGGUACCUCGGCAUCCGGAACCCGCUGAAGAGCCGGCACCACUCCACCAAGCGCGUGGUCUUCAUCAAGAUCGCGCUGGUGUGGCUGCUCAGCAUGUUCGUGUCCAGCUCCAUCACUGUGCUGGGUCUUAUAAACCGGACCAACAUAAUGCCGACGCCGUCUCUCUGUGUGAUCAACAACCGGCUUUUCUGGGUGCUGGGCUCGCUGGUCGCCUUCUACAUCCCCAUGCUGACGAUGGUGGUGUCCUUCGCGUUGACGGUGCAGCUGCUGAAGCGGCAAGCGCGGCUGGCGGCGACGCCCGUGCCUGGCGGGACGCAGAGAAGGCAAUGUGGCGGCUUAGAGUCGGGUUCCGUGCGUUGCGUGCGGCGUCUGGCAACGCGGUCGUCGCCGGACCUGUCGCCCGCCGCGCCGCGUCACCUCACGUGGCGUGUCACUGCUACCAGGUCGGCGCGCAAGAUCGGCAUGAGCGUGUCACACCCACAGCUGUAUGCGAACGGCUGCGGGCGGCAACGCGACGCGGCAACGCAGACACCGCGCAGCAUCGCUGCCGAAACGCGACGCAUACCAUUGCUCAAGGCUGCGCCUAACGCCUUGUCGCUCAGGUUCCUAGCCAAUCGGAAGAAGGAUCGGCCGCUGUCAGCCAACGCGGUGGCCAAUGAGCAGAAGGCGACGAAGGUGCUGGGUCUAGUGUUUUUCACGUUCGUGUUGUGCUGGGCGCCGUUCUUCCUCCUCAAUAUAUUGUUCGCGUCGUGUCCCGCUUGUAUUGUACCAGAGCACGUGGUGGACAUCUGCCUGUGGUUGGGCUACGUGUCGUCGACCAUCAACCCCAUCAUCUACACAGUGUUCAACCGGACCUUCCGAGCCGCCUUCCUCCGUCUGCUGAAAUGCCAUUGUACCAGACGAGGCAGAUGUACACGAUACAAGUCGACGGACUCGAACCGCGGUGCCUCCCAGCUGUGCGCGCGGUCUGCUCUGCCACUGGCUAUCUCACUGCGGCCGCUGGGGCUGACGGCCACCAACCAGAUCCCACAGACCACGGAGACGGUCCUUGACCCACCCAUUAACGAGUAUAAUAAUAUGAGGUAUUAG
This is a messenger RNA of Aricia agestis (brown argus), 1879 nucleotides long. It is a transcript of the gene 5-HT2A, whose product is annotated as 5-hydroxytryptamine receptor 2C. The record is from RefSeq and is a predicted model, not a curated record. Gene Ontology annotation, cellular component: dendrite; membrane. Gene Ontology annotation, biological process: G protein-coupled receptor signaling pathway, coupled to cyclic nucleotide second messenger; chemical synaptic transmission; serotonin receptor signaling pathway. The coding region runs from base 98 to 1879 and encodes 593 amino acids. Gene Ontology annotation, molecular function: serotonin binding; neurotransmitter receptor activity; G protein-coupled serotonin receptor activity. The transcript is spliced from 10 exons. Lineage: Eukaryota; Metazoa; Arthropoda; Insecta; Lepidoptera; Lycaenidae.